AUGUCAAUUCUGAAAAAGGGAAACAGAAAGCUGGUUAUGACAGGAGCCAAGGGAGGAGCUACUACUCCGAUUAAGUGCUUCAAGUGUGGUAUCAAAGGACAUCAAUCUUCUAAGUGCAUAAAAGAUGAUAGGAAGUGUUUCAAGUAUGGCAGAAAGGGUCACAACGCUAAUGAUUAUAGAGUUGGUUCGAAUGUGACUUGCUACAAUUAUGAUUGUGUUAAGAGAUUGAAUCUUAAAUUGUUUGAUAUGCAUGGAAGUAUGAUUAUUGAUACGCCUAUUAUGGGAUAUGUGUCUACUUCUUUUGUGUGUUUAAGUUGUACAUUGAGUAUCUUUGGUAGAGAUUUUGGGAUUGAUUUAGUGUGUCUCCCGUUAGAUCAAAUUGAUGUUAUUCUUGGUAUGAACUGGUUUGAGUACAAUCAUGUUUAUAUUAACUGUUUUGAUAAGACAGUUAUCUUUCUUGAUUUUGGUGUUGAGAAGGAUUUGUUUUUGUUUGCUAAGCAAGUGAAUGAGUCUGAGCAUGAUGAUGUUGUGUUGUUGGCUUUGAUGGCAACAUUGGACGUUUGUGAGAAGCGAGUGAUGGGUGAUUUACCUAUUUUCCGUGAUUUUCCUGAGGUGUUUCCCGACAUGUAA
Molecule: messenger RNA, 630 nt
Organism: Vicia villosa (hairy vetch)
Lineage: Eukaryota; Viridiplantae; Streptophyta; Magnoliopsida; Fabales; Fabaceae
Exons: 2
Coding region: 1-630 (209 amino acids)
Molecular function (GO): nucleic acid binding; zinc ion binding
Source: RefSeq, a predicted model, not a curated record